This is a messenger RNA of Eremothecium gossypii ATCC 10895, 1056 nucleotides long. RefSeq names its product elongation of very long chain fatty acids protein. Gene Ontology annotation, molecular function: fatty acid elongase activity. The coding region runs from base 1 to 1056 and encodes 351 amino acids. The record is from RefSeq and is marked provisional. Gene Ontology annotation, cellular component: endoplasmic reticulum membrane. The transcript has a single exon. NCBI's taxonomy places the organism in Eukaryota, Fungi, Ascomycota, Saccharomycetes, Saccharomycetales, Saccharomycetaceae. Gene Ontology annotation, biological process: fatty acid elongation, polyunsaturated fatty acid; fatty acid elongation, monounsaturated fatty acid; sphingolipid biosynthetic process.
AUGCUCAGUGUUAUGAAAGAAUCACUCGCUAAGGUAUUGGAUCAAUAUCCGGUACUCGAAGACUAUGUUCCUACUCUGGAUCGGCCAUUUAUGAACAUAUCCCUUUGGGACCACUUCGACAAGUCUGUUGCAUGGUUGAGCAAUGGGAAGUUUGUUCCUCACGAGUUCCACUUCAUCCCUGGGCAAUUGCCAUUGAGCGAGCUGCCACAGGUGCUUGCGGCCAUCGCGACAUACUAUGUGGUUAUUUUUGGCGGCAGAGCAUUGCUGCAGAAGAGCGAGCCAUUUAAGCUUAAUGUUUUGUUCCAACUGCACAACCUGUUUUUGACUACCGUAUCCCUCGGUAUUCUUCUUCUGAUGGUGGAGCAGCUUGUUCCGAUUCUUGCGCGGCAUGGUCUUUUCUACGCUAUCUGCAACAUUGGUGCAUGGACCCAGCCAAUGGUUACGCUGUACUACAUGAACUACAUCGUGAAAUAUAUUGAGUUUAUUGACACCGUCUUUCUGGUCUUGAAGCACAAGAAGCUUACUUUCUUGCAUACCUACCACCACGGCGCUACCGCACUAUUGUGCUACACGCAACUAAUGGGCACCACUUCCAUUUCGUGGGUGCCUAUUACACUUAACCUUGCCGUGCACGUUGUGAUGUACUGGUAUUACUUCCUUGCUGCUCGUGGUAUCAGAGUCUGGUGGAAGGAGUGGGUGACACGGUUCCAGAUUAUUCAGUUUGUCCUUGACAUUGGGUUCAUCUACUUUGCUACUUACACCAAGUUGGCCUAUGACUACUUUCCUCAAUUGCUACACUGUGGUAACUGCGUGGGCUCUGCUGCAGCUACCUUUUCAGGCUGUGCCAUCAUCUCCUCCUAUUUGUUCUUAUUUAUCGCCUUCUACAUUGAGGUUUACAGAAGAAAGGGUAGCAAGAAGUCGAGAGUGGUGAAACGUGUCCGCGGUGGUGUGGCUGCUAAGGUCAACGAAUAUGUAAAUAUCGACGUGGAUACCACAGGCACCCCCUCUCCAUCUCCAAAGCCUAAGCAAAGGAAGGCCAGAUCCAACAAGCAUUAA